AUGCCUCAGUUCCUGCCUCUUGGAGGAGGAGAGAGAAGGUGUGGGGGGCCUCCCACCCCCAUUUUGAGCACUGGGCAGGGCAGGGCUAGGCUGGGCCUAGGGGCAAGGAGAGGGGAGGGGCCCGGGGAGGGCCAAAGGGUAGGCGGGGCGUCCUCCGGGGCCUCUGGCCCUGGCGGUGAGGCCCCUGCACACAGGGCACACGGGGCUCCUAGGCACGUUGCAGCAGCAGCACCCAGCAUGGCGGAGGACGGGCCGAAGCAGCCGCAGCUCAGCAUGCCCCUGGUCCUGGACCAGGACCUGACCAAGCAGAUGCGGCUGCGCGUAGAGAGCCUGAAGCAGCGCGGGGAGAAGCGCCAGGACGGUGAGAAGCUGCUGCGGCCGGCUGAGUCCGUCUACCGCCUGGACUUCGUCCAGCAGCAGAAGCUGCAGUUCGAGCGCUGGGACGUGGUGCUGGACAAGCCGGGCAAGGUCACCAUCACGGGUACCUCCCAGAACUGGACGCCCGACCUCACCAACCUCAUGACGCGCCAGCUGCUGGACCCCGCUGCCAUCUUCUGGCGCAAGGAGGACUCGGAGGCCAUGGAUUGGAACGAGGCCGACGCCCUGGAGUUUGGGGAGCGCCUAUCGGAUCUGGCCAAGAUCCGCAGGGUCAUGUACUUCCUCAUCACCUUUGGCGAGGGCCUGGAGCCCGCUGACCUCAAGGCCUCUGUGGUCUUUAACCAGCUCUGA
Enhydra lutris kenyoni (northern sea otter) is the source of this 729-nucleotide messenger RNA. It is a transcript of the gene OMP, whose product is annotated as olfactory marker protein. NCBI's taxonomy places the organism in Eukaryota, Metazoa, Chordata, Mammalia, Carnivora, Mustelidae. Gene Ontology annotation, cellular component: cytosol; axon; neuronal cell body. Gene Ontology annotation, biological process: sensory perception of smell; signal transduction. The record is from RefSeq and is a predicted model, not a curated record.